AUGUCCGGCUUCGAUGCGAACAACGUGUACACUGUUUCUGUACAUGACCAACCUCCACCCAUCUCGCCUGGUUCACCCUCUGAAACCGAAAAACUUUUCCUCGAAUUUCUCUUGCAGUACCGUGUUGGGGGCGAGUUCAUCUACAGGCAAGAAUCAGACAAGCUACGCGGAAAUUUGCUUUUAAAACAACAUUUGCUAGAGGUUGAUCUUCGUCACGUCAGUUUGUACAACGAUGAGUUGGCGCACGCCAUUCAAGAUAGACCAGCAGAUGUCUUACCGCUGUUCGAAAAUGCAGCCACCAAAACCGCCCGAUUAAUCCUGUACCCCAUGGCUGCCAAUUCAGAAGACCGGACAGAGGCAGCUACUGAGGCAAUCCCAAAAGUUCAAGUAACGAUACAAUCAGCCCUCAACAUGCUCCAGUUUCGCGAACUUACUGCCAAUACCAUGAACAAACUCGUUCGCAUACCAGGCAUUGUCAUUUCCGCGUCCGUUCUGUCAUCUCGAGCAACCAAAUUGCACCUUCAAUGUCGCUCUUGUCGGUCCACAAAGAUAAUAUACCCCUCAGGUGGGAUGGGUGGUGUUGACAGAGGAUUACCACGGAUUUGCGAUGCUCCAGAACCUGAGGGACAAAAGAAGGAUUGCCCGAUGGACCCAUAUCUCAUCAUUCACUCCAAAUCGACGUUUGCCGACCAGCAAACUUUGAAACUGCAGGAGGCACCUGACAUGGUUCCUGUGGGAGAGCUCCCGCGACACAUGCUUCUCUCGGCGGAUCGACAUCUUACAGGAAAGGUUGUUCCUGGUUCGAGGGUCAUUGCGACAGGCAUCUAUGCAACUUUCCAGUCUGCGAAAAACGUAAGCAAAAAUGCGGGACCUGCGGCUCUCCGACAACCGUACCUUCGCGUUGUACAUCUCGAAAUGAUGUCUCCUUCCGGAGGUAGCGGUGGGUCUAAUCCUUUUGGCGUACAAUUCACACCUGAAGAGGAGGAGGAGUUUGGAGAGAUGUCCCGUAGUGAAGGAUUUUAUGAACGAUUUGCUAAAAGUGUCGCACCGAGUAUCUAUGGCAGCCUUGAUAUUAAAAAGGCAAUAACCUGCCUCUUAUUUGGCGGUUCAAAGAAAGUACUGCCAGACGGGAUGCGACUGCGAGGCGAUAUCAACGUAUUGCUGCUUGGAGACCCCGGCACUGCAAAGAGUCAACUUCUCAAGUUUGUUGAGAAGGUGGCACCAAUUGCGGUCUAUACAUCUGGCAAGGGUUCAAGUGCGGCAGGUUUAACCGCGUCCGUACAACGCGAUUCCGUUUCUAGAGAAUUCUAUCUUGAGGGUGGUGCCAUGGUCCUGGCCGAUACAGGUGUUGUCUGCAUUGACGAGUUUGAUAAGAUGAGAGAUGAAGACAGAGUGGCAAUCCACGAAGCGAUGGAGCAACAAACUAUCUCUAUAGCGAAAGCCGGAAUAACAACGGUUUUGAAUUCUCGCACAAGCGUACUUGCUGCAGCCAACCCAGUGUUUGGACGCUACGACGAGGGGAAGAGCCCCGGAGAGAACAUUGACUUCCAAACGACAAUUUUAUCGAGGUUUGAUAUGAUAUUCAUUGUAAGGGAUGAACACAAUGAAACUCGCGACAAGAUGAUCGCAAAACACGUCAUGAAUAUUCAUAUGAAUAGGCAGAACGUGAACAUCGAUGAAAAUGGAGGCAACGUUGGUGAAAUACCACUAGAGAAGAUGAAGAGAUACAUUUCCUACUGCAAAACCAAAUGCGCUCCGCGCUUGUCUGCUGAAUCCCAAGAGAUGCUGAGCAGUCACUUUGUGAGUCUACGAAAACAAGUUCAACAAGUCGAACAGGACAACGACGAGAAGAGCUCUAUACCAAUAACCAUUCGACAAUUGGAAGCUAUCAUUCGGAUAUCCGAGUCACUAGCCAAGAUGACGCUGUCGCCGGUCGUUCAGAACCACCACGUCGAGGAAGCCAUUCGACUUUUCAAAUUCUCCACGAUGGACGCGGUCUCAGCAGGAUCGGCAGACGGGCUUUCACGUGGGGAGUUGAACGAAGAAAUGUCCCACAUAGAGCAAGAGCUACGAAGACGCCUUCCUGUCGGAUGGAGCACCAGCUACCAAAGCUUGGUCAAAGAGUUCGUAACGCAGCAAGGACGCUCUAGCCACUCUCUUGAAAGAACGCUGUACAUAAUGGAGAAGAGGGAGAUCAUUCGGUUCUCCGGUCAGAAAAAAGUUGUCCAUAGAGUUGGCGUGUAAGGGUAGGGGCUGUUAUAUAUUUGCUUUCGUGACUGUAGACAUUGGAUUUCAUGUAAAUUGUACUAUAAUUGUU
Laccaria bicolor S238N-H82 is the source of this 2317-nucleotide messenger RNA. RefSeq lists its product as uncharacterized. The transcript is spliced from 13 exons. Lineage: Eukaryota; Fungi; Basidiomycota; Agaricomycetes; Agaricales; Hydnangiaceae. Gene Ontology annotation, cellular component: nucleus; MCM complex. The coding region runs from base 1 to 2244 and encodes 747 amino acids. Gene Ontology annotation, molecular function: 3'-5' DNA helicase activity; ATP binding; DNA replication origin binding. Gene Ontology annotation, biological process: DNA replication initiation; DNA replication; double-strand break repair via break-induced replication. The record is from RefSeq and is a predicted model, not a curated record.